CCAGGGAGAGAUACGCUCCGAGCCGACUCACUGUCUCACUCUGCCCCCCUCAGUCGGUAUGUAGCAGCGGCUGGAUCAGAGUUAGACAAGAGAGAAACGCCGCGUAUGUCGAGGAUUUAACGCCACGAGAACAACCAAACAACAAUGAGACGAACACCGUCGGCGUGAAGGACUACUUUUUGACACGCCGUUACGUUCAAAUUCGCCUAUAUUUUUCCCCCUUUAAAAAAUGGCGAACGAUUCUCCGGCCAAAAGCCUGGUGGAUAUUGACUUGGCAUCCCUGCGGGAUCCUGCUGGGAUUUUUGAACUGGUGGAAGUAGUGGGAAAUGGCACCUAUGGACAAGUCUACAAGGGUCGGCAUGUCAAGACCGGACAGCUGGCGGCCAUUAAAGUCAUGGACGUCACAGAGGACGAAGAGGAGGAGAUCAAGCUGGAGAUCAACAUGCUGAAGAAGUACUCACAUCAUCGCAACAUUGCCACCUACUACGGCGCCUUCAUCAAGAAAAGUCCACCCGGGCACGACGAUCAGCUAUGGCUGGUGAUGGAGUUCUGCGGGGCCGGGUCCAUCACAGACCUGGUGAAGAACACCAAAGGCAAUACACUGAAGGAGGACUGGAUCGCUUACAUCUCUAGAGAAAUCCUCAGGGGCUUAGCUCACCUUCACGCCCAUCACGUCAUUCAUCGUGACAUUAAGGGCCAGAACGUGCUACUGACUGAGAACGCCGAAGUCAAGUUGGUGGACUUUGGCGUGAGUGCUCAGUUGGACCGAACGGUGGGCCGCCGGAACACCUUCAUUGGGACGCCUUACUGGAUGGCCCCGGAAGUCAUUGCCUGUGACGAAAACCCGGACGCCACUUACGACUAUCGGAGUGACUUGUGGUCCUGUGGAAUUACGGCCAUUGAGAUGGCUGAAGGGGCUCCACCGUUGUGCGACAUGCACCCCAUGAGGGCGCUCUUCCUCAUCCCCAGAAAUCCCCCUCCGAGACUCAAGUCUAAAAAAUGGUCCAAGAAGUUUUUCAGCUUUAUUGAGGGCUGUCUGGUGAAGAACUACACACAGCGGCCGCCCACUGAGCAGUUGCUCAAACACCCCUUUAUCAGGGACCAGCCCAAUGAGCGGCAAGUGCGCAUCCAGCUCAAGGACCACAUUGACCGCACUAAGAAAAAGCGAGGAGAGAAAGAUGAAACUGAAUACGAAUAUAGCGGAAGUGAAGAAGAGGAGGAAGAAUCAUCAGAGCAGGAAGGAGAACCCAGCUCCAUCGUCAAUGUGCCGGGAGAGUCGACGCUGCGUCGGGACUUCAUCCGUCUGCAGCAGGAGAACAAGGAGCGCUCGGAGGCGCUGCGCCGCCAGCAGCUCCUGCAGGAGCAACAGCUGCGAGAGCAGGAGGAGUAUAAGCGCCAGCUGCUGGCGGAAAGGCAGAAGCGCAUUGAGCAGCAGAAAGAGCAGCGACGGCGGCUUGAGGAGCAACAACGACGCGAGCGCGAGAUGCGCCGCCAGCAGGAACGAGAGCAGAGGCGGCGCGAGCAAGACGACAAACGGAGAGCCGACGAGUUGGAACGUCGCCGCAAGGAGGAGGACGAGCGGCGACGGGCCGAGGAGGAAAAACGGCGGGCUGACAGGGAGCAGGAGUACAUCAGGCGGCAGCUGGAGGAGGAGCAGAGGCACCUGGAGAUCCUGCAGCAGCAGCUGCUGCACGAACAGGCCAUGUUGCUGGAGUACAAAUGGCGAGAGCUGGAGGAGCAGCGGCAAGCCCAAAAGCUCCAGAAGCAGCUUCAGCAGCAGCAGGCCUACCUGCUGUCCCUGCAGAACCAGCAGAACCUGGACCUUAAUAGUCAUAAAGGCACCCUCAAAAAUCCGGAACACAACACGGGAGCUGAAAAGAAAACGGCGGUGACUGAAUGCGAACCGCUAGCAGAGGCGGACGAACGCUACCGGAAGAACAUCCAAGGUUCUCCUCAGUCAGCGCAAACGAAGCCGCCGCAACCGCCAGUUCCGCCCCGAUCCGAGUCGUCUUACCCUAAUGGGAACGCGGAGGCCAUGCACCGGCCUGCGGAGUCACAGGUGCGCGGCCCAAAAAGUGGCGGCAACCCGCCACCUCUGCCUGUCACCGCUGUGUGUCGCUCACACUCCUUCAGCGAGCCUCACCAUCUUCCUCCAUCUUCAUCAUCACCCCCACAAUCAUCAUCAUCAUCACAACACGCACAAGCCCCACCACAGACUAGACCCCAUCAAGCGGUAACUCCUACUUCUGCAGAAGUACCACCCAGGGUCCCGGUCAGGACAACGUCCCGCUCUCCAGUGUUGCCGAGGCGAGACUCGCCUCAUCGCCACGGCAACGCGCCUCCUGUUAUCAACCGCAACACUGGCAGCACGGCCGAGCCUCGACUGCUGUGGGAGCGAGUGGAGAAGAUGCUUCCCAGGUCAGCGGGAAGCGGUAGCGGCUCCAGCGGAGGUUCUGGUUCCUCCAGCAGCUCGUCCAGCAACUCCAGCUCACAGGCUGGGUCUGGAGAGAGGUUCAGGGCCCGCUCCUCCUCCAAAUCUGAGGGUUCGCCCCUCCAGAGGCUCGAGAACGCCGUGAAAAAACCCGAAGAGAGGCCGAGACCUGGCAGGCCAGCGCAGGACCUGACUGCGCUAGCUAAGGAACUCCGUGCAGCGGAUGACGUGCGCCCCCCAAACAAGGUGACUGAUUACUCAUCGUCCAGCGAGGAUUCGGACACCACGGACGACGAUGACGACGAGGAGGUGGACCAGGAGGGUGGCGAGGAGUCCACGUCGGGCCCGGAGGACUCGAGAGCUGUGUCGUCCCGGCUUAGUAACGGCGAGACUGAGUCGGUAAAGACGAUGAUCGUCCAUGAUGAGGGUGAGAACGACGCGGGCUCCACACCGUGCAAAGACAGCACCCUGGUUGUCCGACAGAGCGAACCCAAAAAAAGACCCGCCGGCUCGGGGUCCAGCCCGGGCCUCCUCGCCCAGCACGCCCCCACACCCCUACAUCACCACCACCACCACCACCAACACAAUCAUCACCCUUCCCAUCAUCAUCCGCAGCAGCAAGCGGCCGAGCGGAACGGCUUUGCGGGGCGCAUCCACCUCUUGCCAGACCUGAUCCAGCAGAGCCAUCAUUCCUCCCCGUCCUCCUCCCCAUCCUCCCCUUCCUCCUCAUCGUCCUCCUCCGGUCUGGCCAGUCCCAUCGCGUCCCCUCAAAGCCCCCUGGACAAGCUGGCGCUCCUCAUCGAGAGUCAGUCGAGCAACAACAUGCAGAAACACAAGUCGUCGUCCUCAUUCACACCAUUCAUCGAUCCGCGUUUGCUGCAAGUGUCGCCUUCCGCUGGUAGCGCCCUCAACAAUGUCGGCUAUGGCAACGACGCCCGUCUAGCAGAGGCCCUGCGGGCAGACGCGUCGCGCAAAGGUUCUGUGGUCAACGUGAACCCGGUCAACACUCGCCCGCAGAGCGACACGCCCGAGAUCCGAAAGUACAAAAAGAGGUUCAACUCGGAGAUCCUCUGCGCGGCCUUGUGGGGAGUGAACUUACUGGUGGGCACGGAGAGCGGUCUGAUGCUUUUGGACCGCAGCGGUCAGGGCAAAGUUUACCCGCUCAUCAACCGAAGGCGUUUCCAGCAAAUGGACGUGCUGGAGGGACUCAAUGUCCUAGUCACCAUCUCGGGUAAGAAGAACAAGCUGCGUGUUUACUAUCUGUCGUGGCUGCGGAACAAGAUUCUGCACAACGACCCCGAGGUGGAGAAGAAACAAGGCUGGACCACCGUGGGUGACCUAGAAGGUUGUGUCCAUUACAAAGUCGUCAAAUAUGAGAGGAUCAAGUUCUUGGUCCUGGCCUUGAAGAACUCGGUGGAAGUCUACGCAUGGGCACCCAAACCUUAUCACAAGUUCAUGGCCUUCAAGUCUUUUGGUGAGCUCGUUCACAAGCCGCUUCUGGUGGACUUGACAGUGGAGGAAGGCCAAAGGUUAAAGGUGAUUUACGGCUCGUGCUCGGGCUUCCAUGCCGUGGAUGUGGACUCGGGAGCGGUCUACGACAUCUAUCUGCCCACCCACAUCCAAACGCACAUCCAGUCGCACGCCAUCAUCAUCCUUCCCAACACAGACGGUAUCGAGCUGCUGGUUUGCUACGAGGACGAGGGCGUCUACGUCAACACCUACGGACGCAUCACCAAGGAUGUGGUGCUGCAGUGGGGGGAGAUGCCCACCUCCGUCGCCUACAUCCGGUCCAAUCAAAUCAUGGGCUGGGGCGAGAAGGCCAUUGAGAUCCGCUCGGUGGAGACGGGCCACCUGGACGGCGUCUUCAUGCACAAGAGGGCCCAAAGACUCAAGUUCCUGUGCGAGAGGAAUGACAAGGUGUUUUUUGCCUCGGUGCGGUCCGGGGGGUCCAGUCAGGUCUACUUUAUGACUCUGGGCCGAAGCAACCUGCUCAGCUGGUAGACGUCUUCCUCUCCCUCCGCUUCCUCUACGUCCUGCUCCUCGCUAACACUGGAUCUCAGAAGCCCGACACUUCCUCACCGGACCCCGAGUGGAUACCGAGGACUCCGUGCAGCCAGCCCCCCGCGAGAGGAGGGCGGAGUCAAAUGUGAAUUCCCGGAGGAGGAAAUUUCCCUCCCCCCAAAAAUGUUCUGGUGCUCGUCAUCGUCGUCCUCGUGGCUCCUCUCGGACUUUGAACGUCUUUAACCGCCGGAAAAGUUUUAACCAGUCAGUAAAUGUUUGUCUUUGUUCUCGUGUGACCGGGAUGAUGAUGACGAUGAAGCUGAAAUGCGUCGCCACGGUGAUGCACAAUGAGGGCGGGGGACUCUUUUACGGCAGAAAGUGAGGGUGAAAAAGGACAAAACAGAUGGAUUCCAGAGUCAUAGUUUUUUUCUUAUUCCUCCAACACGAGCGUGAAUAUUUGUCGCUUAUCUUAUUUUUGUUUUUAUUAUUAAUAUGAAUAAUAUUAUGAUUAUUUUCCAAUGCACAUCCACCUGUUCCCCCGACCGUCUUGCUUGCUUCCACCCACAGAGGGCGACGUGCUGUCUGCACAGAAUGUGUGCGUACCAAAAAAAGAAGUCAAUAAAGUUGUGUAUGUACAAAGUGUA
Molecule: messenger RNA, 5076 nt
Organism: Corythoichthys intestinalis (scribbled pipefish)
Lineage: Eukaryota; Metazoa; Chordata; Actinopteri; Syngnathiformes; Syngnathidae
Gene: map4k4
Product: mitogen-activated protein kinase kinase kinase kinase 4
Exons: 32
Coding region: 230-4432 (1400 amino acids)
Biological process (GO): protein phosphorylation
Molecular function (GO): ATP binding; protein kinase activity
Source: RefSeq, a predicted model, not a curated record